GGCUCAAAGGCGCCGGCAAAAAACCCUGAUUCACUUAGUUCUCUCAGUGUCUUCGUCGUUAGCUAGCUGGAGAAUUUUGAGCGGCUGCUACUUCGAUUUCGAGUCCUUUUGAGCUAUUGAAGAAUGGUGAGGAUCAGCGUGCUGAACGAUGCUCUUAAGAGUAUGUUCAACGCGGAGAAGAGAGGGAAGAGGCAGGUUAUGAUCAGGCCUUCUUCCAAGGUCAUCAUCAAGUUUCUCAUCGUCAUGCAGAAACACGGUUACAUUGGUGAAUUCGAGUACGUUGAUGACCACAGGUCUGGUAAGAUUGUGGUGGAGCUUAAUGGAAGACUGAACAAAUGUGGUGUCAUCAGUCCUCGUUUCGACGUUGGUGUUAAGGAGAUUGAAAGCUGGACCGCUCGUCUUCUUCCUUCCAGACAGUUUGGUUACAUUGUUCUUACCACCUCCGCUGGUAUCAUGGACCACGAAGAAGCAAGGAGGAAGAAUGUUGGUGGCAAGGUUCUUGGAUUCUUUUACUGAAUAGCCAUAUCUUUGUCCUGGUUAUACUUUGCUUCUUCUCCUUUUGGUGAGAUGAGGAAUUCGAUUGAGCCCAGAGUCAAGAGAGGGUAGUAAGAGUUUUUGAUGCGUUCGUUUUCUUAGAUAAUCGUUUUGUUUGUUUCGCGCAAAUGUAGACAGUAAUGUGCUUAUUUUGAGUCAUUUUAUCUUUCCUUUGCUAGACACUUGUACCCUCUUGUUUCGAUGGUUAAAGCAUCAUAAUCAAUUUUCUAAA
Raphanus sativus (radish) is the source of this 766-nucleotide messenger RNA. Its product is annotated as 40S ribosomal protein S15a-like. The record is from RefSeq and is a predicted model, not a curated record. Bases 124 to 516 code for a protein of 130 amino acids. Gene Ontology annotation, cellular component: cytosolic small ribosomal subunit; ribosome. Gene Ontology annotation, molecular function: structural constituent of ribosome. Gene Ontology annotation, biological process: translation. The transcript is spliced from 4 exons. NCBI's taxonomy places the organism in Eukaryota, Viridiplantae, Streptophyta, Magnoliopsida, Brassicales, Brassicaceae.